This is a messenger RNA of Seminavis robusta, 3708 nucleotides long. The record is from the annotation of a GenBank genome assembly. Lineage: Eukaryota; Bacillariophyta; Bacillariophyceae; Naviculales; Naviculaceae.
AUGUCCACUCUAUCUUUUCCCAACUACAAUGGAAUGGUACAACAAGUGGACACACACUUCUACUUUGUGGGGUUUGCUACCUGGAUCAACUAUGCCAUUCUCCUCUCUACUGUUUACUCUGUGGCCAUGCCAUGGUACCGAAAUCAAGCAGGUGGAGCAAAACCCUCACAAGAGGAGGAUUGCAUCUCUGCCCUGCCCAUUGAACGAGCUGCUGCUCUAGUGGCAUUCCUCGUACUAGUAUUCACAAUCCUCAUCUUUUACCUGCCACUGUUUGUGUACCCCGCCGCUGCAAGAACAGGAUUCCGAAAAAUAAGUGGAGUCGUUUUCACCGGAUUGGCCGUCGUUUCCACGGCUGCCACCUCCAAUGCCGUCAUGGCGUUUGCACCAGACCAAUACAAUCCCAUUCUCAUUGAUCCAAUCACACACAGUCGAGUACACAUACUACGAUGGGUAGAAUGGACCGUCAUGGCCGGAACCAUGAUGUUCCUCGUAGAAGCAUGCGAUGUACCCGAUCAUGCCACACAAAAUGCCUCACAAAUACUACAGUGGGCAUACACACAUGGCGCGCUACAAGCCGCAGCAACCUUGAUGGGGUUGCUUUUGCCCUUUGCUCAGAACACUACCCAGUGGGCCAUCAUCUUGAUCAUUGCCUGUGUCAUCUACUUUGUCAUGAUGUUCAAACGAUUAAGGGCAAAAUACCAACGGUUCAAACUACUACAAAAGGGAUCCAGGCUCGAUGAACUCGAAAUCUAUCACCGAGCCAAAAUUGCACUCCAACUACUCGUCACGUGUGCCUGUGGAUGGUCCAGUCUCGUCGCUUGUUACCUCAUAUUCUCAUGGUGGGCGCCCAUAUGGGCCGCCAAGACGGACAACAACGAUGGUUCUUCCAUCAUAGCUCAUCCCGCCACUCCCAUGAUUGUCGAAUGCUUCUUAGAUGUGGUACUCAAGAGUUUCUACAACUUUUACGUCAUUUCCAUACACGAACAUGUAUUCGACGAAGAAGCAAGAUCCAAGCGACGCUUGGAAGAACUAAGACAGUCCAUUUGGGCAAACUCAUCCGAUAUUCUCGCUCUGUCGGUACGGUCGCUUUCGGGAGUCGUCACCACCACCGUCAGUCCCACCCUCUUUCGAAUGCUACGAGAAGGAAGAACCGCCAUACAGUACCAGUACGAGUAUCAAGAUCAGUUGGACGCAAUGGAUCAGUCGACCCUGCAAUACGGUCAACAACUGCAGGAGCAGGAACGGCAAAGAACCCGAGACGAAAAGGAACAAGAUAGAACCACUGGCAUGAGCUUUGAAAUGACACCCGACAACAUUCGAGAAUUGCUAUGGCACGCAGCCGUACCACAAUCCGCGUCAUCUCUUUCCCCGAAUGUCCAUCUCAAACCAGCACAGUACGAUUUUGCCGAUGCCUACACGGCAGGAUCCACCUCCACGGCAUCGUUGCCGUCGUUCAUUCGACAACCACCCGUCGCCAGGACCGAUCCGCAAAACUUGCUACCCGAAACAGUGAUUGGGCCACAGGAGAUGCAAGCACUGGCCACGCUCAUGGCGCGUUCCUGGCAAUGCGGAAGUAGGGACACCAUCCUCUCGCAGGAGUUGGUCUUGCGAAAGGUCGACAAUAAAAGCAAUAACGACGGCAACGACGAAAACAACCACAAGGAUCAGAGCGAAGGAACCCACACCAUUGUCAAUAAUGGCAAGAAUCCAUUUUCUCCUCGCCUGCAUCAGGAGGAACGACAUGGAAUCAAAACGCAAAGACAGGUCAAAGAAGUCGAAUCGAUUCCCUGUGAAGCACUCGUUACCCGGCUCGAUGACUCGGCACUCUUUGUGGUGGUACGAGAUAUCACUGAACGACACCGACGCUUCGAGGCAGAAAAGUUGGCGUUCUCCGAAAUGACUGCCAGAAUGAGAGAUUCCGAAGCAAAUCGUUUUACAAGACACGAAGUCAAGAAUGGAUUGCUGGCAUCAUUGGGUCUCUGUGAGGGAUUGACCGAUCUAAGCAACAAACAAAGCAAGACCACGGCAGCACUGGAACGGCUUACAAGAGCUUCUGCUGCCUGCAGUGGCGCUGCUUUGGGCGAUGCUGCUGGUGCCGCCACCAGCCUUGCGGAAUGUGCCGAAGACAUUCGAACGUUGGCAUCCACUCAAGAGAAUCUCAUGAGGGUUGUCAAAGAAAUGAACUCGACGCUCCAUGAAACUUUGGAAACUGUGUUAACAGAGGCCAUGGCCCGCGACUGCAUUCAUGGAGUAUAUCAACCUCAGCUCGAACCGGUGGGCGUUGUGAAGAUGCUUCGGGGGCUUGUCAAUCAGCGAGAGGGUAGUGCAGAACGAUUUCCCAUCACGACGGCUGGCACUUUCCCCCGCUUUCUCAUGUUGGAUCCACGUCUAUUUAAAUGCGUACAUCGCAACGCCUUGUCCAACGCAGCCAAAUAUGGGGCUAAAAAGAAGCCAAUUACCACACAGGUGUCCUACGAUCACGAAUCCAAAGUGUUUCGCAUGUCCGUCCGGAAUUUCCCGGGUGACCAUCACCCCAAACUAAAGGCUCUCGGCAGUGAUGGAGCCAUGAAGGUGUUUCAAAAGGGAAAACGUCUCCACUCGGCACUAGGUAGUGAGACAUCUGGCAUGGCAAGACACAGUGCUGGUGAUGGGGCUUGGAUUAUGCAACAAUGCUGCAACUGUGUACAGGGAGAAUGCUCGAUUGAAUUCUUGGAGGACUCCACCGUCUUUUCUUGCUGGUGGCCCGCCACAGUGUACGAGCCGAUGAUCCAAGACGACCAAGGAACAGACAUCACAGGAUCCGCAUUUCGGUUCCCCAAGGACACCUGGGGUAUUGCUCUCGACGAUUCCAAGAUUCAGCGCAAACUGAUGAAACGCUUCUUUCAUUUGGCCGGCAUAAAAGAAAGUCACACCCUGAUUCUAGGCGAAACAGCGACGGAUAUCUCCAACUUUGAUGAUUUCAUGGUUGACUUCGUCUCGAAUCAUCCAGACGACUACUUUUUGCUGGUUGUUGACGAGAAUCUCGAUGUUCCCAUGGAGGAUGUUUCCCUGAAGCACGCCACCUUUUCUGGUUCUUUGCUGGUGCAGAGUAUGCGGCAUCAGCUCCUACCUGAACAAGAGUGUCAAAUGUUAGCUUUGAUUCGCAGCGCCAACGACUCCAAGCACGAUAUCGCCGUUUACAAUUCUCGAGCACAUGGUUUCAUCCCGAAGCUUCCAGUGAACAAGGAACGUGUUCGAGAGACGUUGGCGAAACUCUGGAUGGAUCGAUUCUCGGUGAUCGAGUCGGCCACAAUCGGCAAGGACGGGGUACCGGUGUCUUGUUCUGCGGCCGAAUCAUUGACCAUAACAACGCACGCAGCGACAGCCGCUUCGGAUGACGACGACGAUGAUGACGACGACGACACUCUGUCAUCCGACGGAGGAUAUUCCGCCCCACUUGACGACAGCGCUCUGGUCCACAAUAUUCGAUCGGUGGACUACUGGAUUGCUUCCACCACUGAUGAUUCCCACUUGGAAAGGCGCUGGUCCGAAAUCUGGGAGCGGCUUCAUGCAUUCAAAGGCGAUCUGCUCUGCUUGACGGACGCGCCCCAGGCAGUUGACAUUGUAAGCAAGAUCAAUGAAAUGAGGGGAACCUGUCUGCCUGCAUCCUUCCAGUCGAAAUACAAGGAUCUACGACAACUGGUCAACGAGCUGGAAGAGUUUCAAUGA